Messenger RNA from Westerdykella ornata, 1233 nucleotides. RefSeq lists its product as uncharacterized. Gene Ontology annotation, biological process: regulation of DNA-templated transcription. The record is from RefSeq and is a predicted model, not a curated record. Gene Ontology annotation, cellular component: nucleus; Rpd3L complex; Rpd3L-Expanded complex. The transcript has 3 exons. The coding region runs from base 1 to 1233 and encodes 410 amino acids. Lineage: Eukaryota; Fungi; Ascomycota; Dothideomycetes; Pleosporales; Sporormiaceae.
AUGGCUGGCCCGGAAGACCCAGCAAACGUGCUGGAGCAGUGGAUCCAUGAUGUCGCAAACUUACCUGCAGAGAUAACCCAUCUCUACGAAGAGGCGCAGGCCAAAGACCAGCAGAUUAACGAAUGCCGGGCUAUUAUACAGUCACGUGAUAACAGCCUUCAGAAGUUCAUCAAACUCAACGGUGCGCUCGUCCAGAACCCAAAGGAAGAGCAGUAUUCCAAGACCAUUCUGCAAUGCUAUGAACGCGCUCAGAUCCUGCAAGAAGAGAAGGUGGGCCUGGUUGAGAGAGCCAUCAUGCUGACGGAUCGUCACGUAAAGCGACUCGACAUCAAACUACGGGACUUACAAAAUGAUGGGUCUAUCCCGGCAGACCCUCAACUCCCGUCUCUCCUCAAGGACUCACCCGGGAACAUGGUGCCUCCUUCAUCACUAAGCAACACGGGGGCAAAUACACCACUGCACCCAAUCUCUGGAAAUCAACCAGGAGGCCCUGCCAACCUUGCGCAGGCUGCAGCGAUUGCGCGAAUGAACAGCGCAGUCGGCGCGAGUGGCAGACUUCCCUCCUCGUUACAGACCAUGCAGACACAGGCGGUGCUGAAUCAACAACGGCUUCGCGAGGCGCAAGCUCCAGCGCAGGCCAUGUCACGGCAAGAGAGGGAGAUGUCUACAGGCAGCGAUGGCAAGCGACGACGGCCGACGGGCAGCUUGGGGCCGCUUCCACCGCCAGCAACGUCGGGUCUGGCGCGGCAAGGGUCCAUGGGACCAGGAACGCCGAAACCUUCAACUCCUGGGUCUCGUGCUGGAAGCGUGGGACCCAAGCAACCCCAGAGACAUGCGUUGACGGUGAAGAAGGCGAAACCGCAGCAACCACUACGGAAGAUGGCCCUCGCGGCUAAGGCAGGCUCGACCAAGACGAAGCGUCGCAAAGGUGGCUCCCGGGCAUCGCCCUCGACGACAGCGGACGACGAGAGUGUGGCCAGCGAGGCAGGCACCGAGGACGAGGAGAUGACGGGUAUGGGAGGGGCAGAGGGGGAAGAGGACGAGGGAGACGACACCAAGUACUGCUUCUGCCAGCGGGUCAGUUUUGGCAACAUGGUAGCGUGCGACAACGACAACUGCCAGUACCAAUGGUUCCACUGGGAGUGUGUGGGGAUCAAGGAGGAGCCGUUGGGCGAGUGGCUGUGUCCGGACUGCAGAAAGCAGCCGGCGAACAAGAUCAAGAGAAGUCGUUAG